Aspergillus calidoustus is the source of this 777-nucleotide messenger RNA. The record is from the annotation of a GenBank genome assembly. Lineage: Eukaryota; Fungi; Ascomycota; Eurotiomycetes; Eurotiales; Aspergillaceae.
AUGGCCACUCUCAGAGUUUCAGCGCUAACACUAUCAAGAAAAGCGACAAGCAUCGCUCGGGUCCAACUGGGCUUCCGCGCAUGCUAUCAGAGAACAUGUGGCCGGCCAUCUGCGUCAAUUCAUCACGCAAGAUAUUCCACUUCAUCUACAACAAUCGAACAACCGACACGGGCUCCUACAAUUGACCGUGCUGCCUCGAAAUUAUACAAAGAUGCGGACGAAGCUGUGGCUGAUCUCAAGAGCGGGUCAACCAUCCUUAGUUCUGGGUUUGGUCUCUGUGGAGUUGCAGACACACUUAUCUCCGCGAUUGGCCGUCGAGGGCCCGAUAGCAUUCACUCUCUAACUGCGGUUUCAAACAACGCCGGUGCGCCCGGCAAAGGUGGACUUUCUACACUGACACACUCCGGCCAAGUCAACCGACUGAUCAUAUCAUAUCUGGGAAAUAACAAGGCGCUGGAGAAGAAGUAUCUUACAGGAAAUAUUGCGAUCGAGCUGUGCCCUCAAGGAACUCUGGCAGAGCGCCUGCGCGCUGGAGGAGCAGGUAUACCUGCUUUCUACACGGCCACUGGAGCUCAUACCUUCCUCCAGGACGGAAAAAUCCCCGUACGUCUGGAUGAGUCAGGCAAGGUGCUAGAGCAUGGCAAGCGUCGUGAAACGAGAGUGUUCAACAAGAAGACAUACUUGAUGGAAACUGCGCUUACUGGUGAUGUUGCAAUCCUCCGAGCGUGGAAGGCGGACGAGGCUGGAAACUGCGUCUUCCGGUAUCUCGGCCCCUAG